GUCGAUGGCAUUUCGCUUUCAAAUAACCACGUGCGCGCCCUUUAAGCUUUUCUAUUCAUUCAGUUUUGUUUAUAACGUAUAAUUUUUUUUCUCUAAUUCCGAUGUAUCAUCACGGCUUUCACUACUAUUCCACAAAUAAUUCACAUAGUUAUUCUCGAACGAGAAAUCCGCCAAAAUCAUGGAACCUGGGCCCACACGAAUUGGGAAGCUCGACCGACCCGGAGAACAGAGCAAUGCAAGAAUCUAUAAUUAAUUCAGUUUCUGAGCAAACACUGCAAUCAUGGAUUGAUUUUCGAGAGGAAAUUAACAAGAAAAACUUGCUGCUAAGGAACAAGCUGAAAAUUCCAAGCGAAAAAAUUGAUGAUAAAUAUCACACUUUUCCGGAAAAGAAGCAGAGUGAUUACGCGGACGCUGAAAUAUAUGCCGGAAGCGAUGCAUCGCAACCAUCUAGAAACGAAUAUGACAGAAGUAAGUACGUUCUAAAUCGAAAAGUUCGAUGUGCUCCAACAGAAAUAAUAACAGAUUCUUCACAAUCACCGGGUGCCAGUCCAUCGUCCGAUCAAAUAUUUAUAGAUGACAGCCAGCCAUCAACCACUAAAAGACGUUGGGUAAUAUCGGAGCCUGAUGAUAACAGCGAUAAACAUGUUUCAUCUUCGGAAAAUCAUCAACAAAGAGAAAAAAUAAUAUCACCAACCGAGAAAACCCUGCAAAAAUCUACAUCCAGCAACAGCAGUCCUACCUUAAAACUCUUUGUGACUGUACCAUCAUCGUCGAAUCAAGAAUGCAUUUUACACAAAUACGGGCAUUGUAUUGCCCCACAGAUUUGCCCAUUCGCUCAUGAUGGAGUUGUGCGAAAACUUGAAAAAAAAACAGUCACUGCACCAUUUUGGCAGCGGAAACUUCCCAAUAUAUCUCUCUGUCCAGGUUACCCCACGUUAAAGUGUUGGGAUCAUAAAUGCGGGAAGCGACACAUCCUUUAUCCCUCCGACAACAUUUAAUGCAACUUGCAAACUUCCAUAUCCUUUCUUACCAGUUCACUUAUAUACAUAUCCAGUGGAAAUGUUAUUUAUGGGUAUUAGUAAAACACUAGAAUUUUACGAUUUGUUCAAUUAUAAACACUUUCAUUCUAA
Messenger RNA from Caenorhabditis elegans, 1130 nucleotides. RefSeq names its product C3H1-type domain-containing protein (gene melo-2). The transcript is spliced from 8 exons. The record is from RefSeq and is marked reviewed. The coding region runs from base 102 to 998 and encodes 298 amino acids. Lineage: Eukaryota; Metazoa; Nematoda; Chromadorea; Rhabditida; Rhabditidae.